This is a messenger RNA of Acomys russatus (golden spiny mouse), 747 nucleotides long. RefSeq names its product ubiquitin carboxyl-terminal hydrolase isozyme L3-like. The record is from RefSeq and is a predicted model, not a curated record. Gene Ontology annotation, biological process: ubiquitin-dependent protein catabolic process; protein deubiquitination. The coding region runs from base 1 to 693 and encodes 230 amino acids. The transcript has a single exon. Gene Ontology annotation, molecular function: cysteine-type deubiquitinase activity. Gene Ontology annotation, cellular component: cytoplasm. Lineage: Eukaryota; Metazoa; Chordata; Mammalia; Rodentia; Muridae.
AUGGAGGGUCAGUGCUGGCUGCCACUGGAGGCCAACCUCAAGGUCACCAACCAGUUUCUCAAACAAUUAGACUUGCACCCUAACUGGCAGUUUGUUGAUGUGUACGGUACGGAGCCUGAGCUUCUGAGCAUGGUGCCGAGACCCGUCUGCGCAGUGCUACUCCUCUUCUCCAUCACAGAGACGUAUGAGAUGUUCAGAACAGAAAAAGAAGAAAAAAUAAAAUCUCAAGGACAAGAUGUUACAUCGUCAGUAUAUUUUAUGAAGCAAACCAUCAGCAAUGCCUGUGGAACGAUUGGCCUAAUCCAUGCCAUUGCGAACAACAAAGCCAAGAUGCUCUUUGAAUCUGAACCAACAUUGAAAAAGUUCCUGGAGGUGUUUGUGUCAAUGAGCCCUGAAGAAAGAGCAAAAUACCUGGAGAACUAUGAUGCUGUUCGGGUUACUCAUGAAACCAGUGCACAUGAAGGUCAGACUGGGUCUCCAAGUAUAGAUGAAAAAGUAGAUCUUCAUUUUAUUGCAUUAGUUCAUUUAGAUGGGCACCUCUAUGAAUUAGAUGGACGGAAACCGUUUCCAAUUAACCAUGGGGAAACUAGUGACGGCACAUUAUUAGAGGAUGCCAUAGAAGUUUGCAUGAAGUUCAUGGAACGUGACCCCGAUGAGUUAAGAUUUAAUGCAAUUGCUCUCUCGACAGCAUAGCAUCUUGACAGAAACACCACAUACUGUAUUAUUUGCAACAAAAGUUAAAUUUCU